ACGACGAGACACGAACAAAACCCGUGUGUGUCCAUUUCUGCGAAAAUUUCGUCGUCCGUUUCCUGAACAAGUCGUCCGCGCGGUUGCAGCUGCUGCUAGUGCAAAUCGAGAAGAAAUUAAUUCGUCAGAAAUAGUAUCAAACGGAAAAAACCGAGAGUGAGUAAAAAUGGUGAAGGAAACGGGAUUCUACGAUGUGCUUGGCGUGAAGCCUGGCUGCUCCCCGGAAGACUUGAAGAAGGCGUACAGAAAGCUUGCGAUGAAGUACCACCCCGACAAAAAUCCCAACGAGGGUGAGCGUUUCAAGCAAAUUUCCAUGGCGUAUGAGGUGCUCUCGGACCCGGAAAAGAAAGCCAUCUACGACGAGGGUGGCGAGACGGCCAUCAAGCAGGGUGGUGCGGGUGGUGGAGGAUUCCACAGCCCGAUGGACAUUUUCGACAUGAUCAUUAACGGGGGCAUGGGCGGAAGGAGAGAGCAGCGCGGGCGCGAUUUGGUGCAUCGAUUGACCGUGUCGUUGGAAGAGCUUUACAGUGGCGCCACCCGGAAGCUGUCCUUGGCGAAGCACGUCAUCUGUGAUGGAUGCGACGGAAUCGGCGGAAAGAGGGGCUCCGUACAGAAGUGUGCCCACUGCGAUGGCACCGGUAUAGUCACCAAAGUGCAGACCAUCAUGCCCGGGUUCAUGCAGCAGAACAGGGUAGCUUGCCGCACUUGCCAAGGACAGGGCGAGAUAAUCGAAGAGAGACAUAAAUGCAAGAAGUGCGACGGCCAGAAGAAGGUGCGUGACAAGAAGAUACUGGACGUCCACAUCGAGAAGGGUAUGCGCGGAGGACAGAAGAUCGUUUUCAGUGGAGAGGGCGAUCAGGAACCGGGCCUGCAGCCGGGCGACAUUGUGAUAGCCCUCGAGGAGAAGCGUCACUCGAUCUUCAAGCGCGCCGGAAUGGACCUGGUCAUGGACAUGCGGCUGGAUCUGUCGGAGGCGCUGUGCGGUUUCCAGAAGGUCAUCACUACGUUGGACAAACGCAGCCUGGUCAUCCACGCCAUGCCGGGAGAGGUCAUCAAACACGAGUCCCUUAAGUGCAUCCAGGAUGAGGGCAUGCCGCAAUGGAAGAACCCAUUCGAGAAAGGACGAUUGAUCAUCCAGUUCAGGGUCGAGUUUCCGGACUCACUGCCGGCAGAUGCAGCGAAACUGUUGGAACAGUACCUGCCCCCGAAGCACAUCGAGGAACUACCGCUGGACGUUGAAAUGGUUCACAUGGUCGAUCUGAAUACGGAGCAAGAGGCCCGCAACGAAUACAAGAAUGCCUACGAUGAGGACGAGGAGGAUGGCGGAACUCCUGGUAUAAGGAUCCAGCAGUGCGCCACGAGCUAAGUCGUUCGCCCACAGCAUCAUAACACUAGGGGCGUCGCUUCGACGUCGCUUUCUAUUCCGCUCGGACGCCGUGUGUUUGUAUCUGCGCACAGCGCUCGGUAGCAGCAUGGGAGAGAGAAACGUUGCGUUGGAAAGGGGGGGGAAAACUAUAGGUGAACAGGAACCAUAUUGGAUUGAUAAAAAAAAGAACAAAUUUUCAGUUUUCUAAGAGCAACCAUGAAAAUCAAGAACAGAACCUAGUAAGAAACAGUACGGGUACGUGCUUGUACUUUUUUCUUGCAAUUCAUUACAAUAAAUUAUUAGCACAUCAAUCCGGAUUAAAGUAACACACAACCCAAUCAAAAAAAAAGCAUUGUGAACUUACUGCGAAAUGAGAACCAGGUAAUCACCCCCUCUUCUGGGAGGUGUCGAUAGUAGAAAGUGAUAUCUCGAAGGCCGACUACCGCAGAGGGUGGAAGGGUAUGGUCAGGGAAGGAAUUGGCACUGCUUUACGACGAUGAAUUGCGCGGGCAUUAGUAGAUCGGUGCGAUGCGCCACGAAAGAGAGAUGCACCCUACUUUAUAACCUUGCUGCAAGUAGACAGAAUAUAAUCGCUUUACGUUACUCUACUACUGCACCGCAGUGCACCAUUAUUUGGCUUUGGGCCGCGAUGCAAAACAACCCACAGAGCGGAACGGUAGGAUAUUUUACAUUAUUAAAACGGAUUGGAAGUUUUGUGGAAAGGCAAUUGCUGGAGGAUAUGAUGAGAUAAAGGAAGGGUGAAGCAACUUCCCAGAGAAUAAUUAUAAUCAUCCGACCUUGACCUUCCUGCAUCCCAUUCUGGCUCUCGGCAUCCCCAUGUAUGUGGAAACGUAGUUUGCGCGAGUCUAACAUUAUUUUUAGUUUUACCAAUUUCCCUGCUGCAGGCAAUGUGUGUGUAGUACUAUACAUUCGAUAUUUUCCUGUACGUGUUUCGUAUGAAAGGAACGAAAUAAAACUUCAUGUAGCAAAAAA
Anopheles nili is the source of this 2359-nucleotide messenger RNA. RefSeq names its product dnaJ homolog subfamily A member 1 (gene Droj2). The record is from RefSeq and is a predicted model, not a curated record. Gene Ontology annotation, cellular component: cytosol; cytoplasm. Gene Ontology annotation, biological process: protein refolding; response to heat. Gene Ontology annotation, molecular function: ATP binding; Hsp70 protein binding. The transcript has a single exon. The coding region runs from base 167 to 1366 and encodes 399 amino acids. Lineage: Eukaryota; Metazoa; Arthropoda; Insecta; Diptera; Culicidae.